AUAGAAUUUCAGUUAUGCAUGAAAAUAGAUUUCUCCAUCGUGAUAUUAAACCUGAUAACUUCGUUGUUGAUUUAGGACCCAAUGCAAAGAUUUUAUACCUAAUUGAUUUUGGGUUAUCCAAACAUUAUAUAGUAUUAUGCAUGUUAUUCACAAUUAGAAUAGUAAAGGAGAACACAUAGCAUAUGUUAAGAAGGCAGGACUUAUAGGAACUGCUAGGUAUGCAUCUUUGAGUGCCCAUGAAGAAAUGGAAUAAGGAAGGAAAGAUGAUCUGGAAAGUAUAGGCUACGUGUUGAUUUAUCUUGCCACAGGAAAUCUGCCUUGGAUGAACUUGUAAAUAGAAUCCAAAGGUGCUAAAUAUGCCAAAAUAUAAUAGAUCAAAAAAGAAAUUAGGACUGAAGAUCUUUGUUAGAAUCUGCCUAAAGUAAAAUUCGAUCUAACAAUAGUGUUUCUAUUUCUUUAUGAAAGAUGUGAAAUCUUUAGAGUUUCAGGAAUCCCCCAAUUAUAAUAAAUUAAAAUCCUAUUUUGAGAGAGAGAUUGAAAACCAGAACCAAUUAAAUACAAAUGGUUCCUCAUUUACAUACGAUUGGGAAAGACUACCAGAAUACAGCAAACAAAAGAAGCAUAUGACUAUUCAUGUUAUGCAAGUAAAUUCUUAUUAAUUUAGAAUCAAGAAAAAAGGUAAUAAGUAGAAAUUGCAUUCAACCCACAUAAAUAGAACCAAGUCUCUAAAUAAAAUUAGUUUAUUAAUUAAUAAACAAAGGAUUCCCAAUAAAAGUCAACAUAAAAUUAAUAACUUACCUUUGAAUAGAUAAUGAAUGAAAAGAGAAAGGGAACCAAAAAGACAGUUUAUAGUCCUACAGGUAAAAGCAAGAAACAGCCACUCAUGAUAAAUAUUGUAGAAAAUAAUGAAUCCAAUAAACAAAAUUUACUAUCUCCAAUUAAACCUGAUGAUAGUCGAAUUUUAAGAAUGCAGAAUCAUUCUUCCACGUUGCUUCAAAAUCCUCAACUCAACUCAUCAUACUAAUUAGACUCAUUUAUUUUACCUUCUGUAGCAACUUCAAGAAUAAAUAAUUAUUUUGAGAGUGAAGGAGUGGUUAGUGAAGGUGGAGGACUACCUAUAUGGGAUUUAUGUGAUGGAUCAAAGCCUGAAUUCUAGAAAGUUACAGGAAUUUUGGAAGGAAUCAAGAAACCUAGUAUAAUCAUAUUGAGAAAAGAAAGGAAAGCACAUACUUGUAUAAUAUAUUAAUUAAUGUAUUUAGAAAUAGAUACUGUGAAACUGAUGUAGGAAUUGUUUGUUCCACCAAUCAAAUUGAUUGGAGACUAAGAAUCAAAUGUUGAAGGUUUAGAAUGA
Molecule: messenger RNA, 1351 nt
Organism: Paramecium octaurelia
Lineage: Eukaryota; Ciliophora; Oligohymenophorea; Peniculida; Parameciidae
Source: the annotation of a GenBank genome assembly